AACGUGGGGUAAAUCAGAGUACACUGUCACUACUGCAGAAAAAUGUUAUCCCUGGGUGUAUUCCUCGCGAUCGGCCUGGUUGCCACUGGCAAUGCCUUUUUAUUUGGAGAUCCAGAAUGGAACAAUCUCAGAGUGACAUGGUCUCCGAAUCCAUUCGGUACCUAUGGGUUUAAUGCAAUGCCAAGAACGGUUGAUGAGGCAAAGGCUCAAGGAUUCGUAAUGGAAUCAGAUUGUGGAGGAGCUGCGGGAAUACAAGGAAAGCGAUUCGUGAAGGGAAGGGACUACGCCCUAGUCCUUCUUUAUGAUACGAAUGGAUACAUUGCUGGAAUUCAAAUAGGAGUACCUAAGAACGACAGCGCUGGCUUCCCUCCUGUUAAACAGAUCAACCAUCCAUUUAUCCGUGUGGCUAACAUGUACUUCGUUACAGCUUACUUCACUGACCCAGCCACAAUCUGUAGUACCGGAAGGACAGGAGCCAAGUUCGCCGCGGACGGUACUGGGGACUCGCUCUAUAUCCAGAACGGAACUAACGCUGUAACCGACUCCAUCAAAAUCCCCAUGACUCAGGCGGACGUUGCCGGGACCAGGUGGACCAAGGGACACUGCUUUGUCACCAUGGGAUUGCAUUACUGGUAUGACGUAUCAACCGACAUGUCAUGUGACGAUUUCUUCCCUGUCUUCCUGUUGUACAAUCAUGGCAAGCUGAAUGCGUUCGGAUGGGCUAUUGGUACUGCUAUGUCGUCACCUCAUUUAGAACAUCCUACCAGCAGUGUUAUUCAGAGCUUCAUCGAUCCCGUGCCUACGUGUUUGGUACAGAAACCACAUCUGUCCACCAUGCACAUCUACAUGACAAACGUCCCACUGGCAGAUACCUGUUAAUCGACUCUGUCACAGGUAUUCUAACACACGUGAACACAGGAUGACUUGCCACGUGAAAUCAUGAGGCACAUACCAUCUGUCACGCAUGAGCAUCACCAGUAUCUCGCGUUCAAUAUGACGUCACUUUAACAUCUUAGUAUUCUCUUCAUACGACGCGUUAUUCUGAUUAAAAGGGUGAAAGAAUGUGGAGUUGUUGAAUGUUUAUGUAAAUGUAGCGUCAAUAAAAUUGUAAAACAA
Pecten maximus is the source of this 1116-nucleotide messenger RNA. RefSeq lists its product as uncharacterized. The transcript is spliced from 8 exons. Bases 43 to 879 code for a protein of 278 amino acids. The record is from RefSeq and is a predicted model, not a curated record. NCBI's taxonomy places the organism in Eukaryota, Metazoa, Mollusca, Bivalvia, Pectinida, Pectinidae.